AUGGAGAUUUUGUAUUCGAAGCUCUACGACAAGUACACCAAACUCAAGUCUAAGAAACUCUCCGAUUUGGAUCACCUGAACAAAGAGCAAGAAGUUAAAUUCGUGAAUUACUUGUCCGCUGCGGAAGAGUUGAUUGAGCACUUGAAGAGCGAAAAGGAAGAGCUUCUAGGACAAGUCGAUGAGUUGAGAACUGAACUGGCUUCACUUAGGGCAACCAAAGAUAAAGAGAUUACAGAUUUUCAGAUGCUUUUGAUGGAGGAAAGAGAAAAAAAUGAAGCUCUUUCUGAAGAAGUGGAAAAGUUGCUAAAACUUCACCAGGAGAGAACGUCUGAUUUAAAUAAUAAGAAGGCUAACACUAACAUCUCAUCUGGAAGAAUGACAAGAAAACGUGAAAGGCAGAAUGCUUUGGAGAAAGAAGCAAGGUUUAUAUCUUCUGAAAAUGAAGGUAAUUCUGUGGAGACUUACAAAGAGACUGCUUCUGGUAAGCUGCUGGAGCGUUGUACCAAGGCUAAUGAUCAAUCAGGAAUUGAUUUACAGGAAAGUGGACAUGAUUACUGGCUCAUUCAUGUUCUUUUUGAGUAUGCACUGGGCAUGAAACUAUCCAUUGUCUCUCAAUCUGGACAAAUAUUUCUUUCUGCACUGCAUCAAUCAAGUGGUUACUCCUUCAGUUUAUCGUGGAUUAGUACAUCAACUAGAAAUGAGGAAGCAGAGCUGCUAUACCAUGUCAUAUCUCUUGGAACAUUUGAAAGAGUGGCGCCAGAAUGGAUGCGGGAGGACAUCAUGUUCAGCCCAAGCAUGUGCCCUAUCUUCUUUGAAAGGGUAACUCGUGUUAUGAAGUUGAACCAUUAA
Molecule: messenger RNA, 849 nt
Organism: Sphenostylis stenocarpa
Lineage: Eukaryota; Viridiplantae; Streptophyta; Magnoliopsida; Fabales; Fabaceae
Source: the annotation of a GenBank genome assembly